Molecule: messenger RNA, 606 nt
Organism: Striga asiatica
Lineage: Eukaryota; Viridiplantae; Streptophyta; Magnoliopsida; Lamiales; Orobanchaceae
Source: the annotation of a GenBank genome assembly
AUGAUUCCUGAGAAGGUGUUCAUCCGGAAGAAGAUUCGUAUGCACAAUGGACCUCCCACAUACGGAAAUAGAAGGUAUUAUUUCAACUCGGGUGCUACAUUUAACUUACUGAAAGAUGAUGCAACUUUAUGUAACUGGGCUAAAUGUUUCUAUACUAAUAGAUUGAUGGACAUACACAUUGAUCUAAUGGAUGAAGGUCAAUUUGUGCCUACUUCUAAGUAUGAUGAAGGUGGUUGGGUAGAAUUGGAGAAAAAUAAUGAGAGUGAAGCAGAGAGCAGUGAAACAAGUGAGAGCAGUGAAACAAGUGAGAGUGAAAAGACAGAUAAUGAGGGUUGUGAAAAAAAUGAAGGCAAGGGUAGUGAAAAAAAUGAAGGCAAGGGUGCUGAGGUACCUGAUAGGGGUGAUGAUGGGUGUGAUAGUGAUGGGGGUGAUAGUGAUGGGGGUGAUGAGGGUAGUGAAACUAUAGACAGUGACUUUGAUCUUAGAUCAGAAAGUAGUUGUGGGAGGGAUGAUGCAGACUUUGAUCACAAUGUAGACAAAUCUGUGGAGUCUGAAAUUGAAUCUGAGUCUGAUAGUAUGGCUUACAUGAAUGACAAGUGUCCAUAA